Molecule: messenger RNA, 3171 nt
Organism: Coregonus clupeaformis (lake whitefish)
Lineage: Eukaryota; Metazoa; Chordata; Actinopteri; Salmoniformes; Salmonidae
Gene: cass4
Product: Cas scaffold protein family member 4
Biological process (GO): cell surface receptor protein tyrosine kinase signaling pathway; cell migration
Cellular component (GO): cytoplasm; plasma membrane
Molecular function (GO): protein binding
Source: RefSeq, a predicted model, not a curated record
ACCCUGCUGGCUAGGGCCCUGUAUGACAACAUAGCCGAGUGCAGUGAUGAGCUGGGCUUCAGGAAGGGAGACGUGGUUACAGUGCUGCAACAGGAAGUAGACGGGAACUGUGGUUGGUGGAUCUGCUUCCUGUCUGGACGACAGGGCCUGGCCCCAGCCAAUCGCCUGCAGCUCCUACCACUUGCCCCACCCCAAACCCCGGCUCAGACACAGGGCAAGGUGACUGAUCUUGGUGCUGGUAGUGUUGACCCAGGUACCAGUCAUAACAGUGACUCUGAUAGGCCGGGGAACCUCUACCAGAUCCCCAGCAUUCCCCGACACACCCAUUCCUCCAGCCCCGCCUACGAAUGCAUGGACCGCGUCUACAAGGUCCCCUCCAUCCCUGGUCCUGGUCCAGCCCGCCACAGCCCAGCCUCCCCACAGAAACACCACCCAGACGGACCUGAGGGGAACCACCACACCAUCAAGGCAUCUGUCAGCAGUGUGUUCUCUGGCUGUUCCAAGGGAGAGGUAUAUGAUGUCCCCGGCAUUGUUAGACGAGCCUCUCUCUUCCCUGCAUCAACAACACCGCAACAUUUGACCCAGACGGCGUCGUCGAUGGCAACCUAUGAGCUGGAGAGACAGUUUGACACCCUGGGCAGUAGGGGGCGCUGCAGCCCCAGCCCCAGUCCCAGCCUGGACAAUGUCUAUGUUGUCCCUCCCCCGGUGGUCCCGGACCCCAGCUAUGACAUCCCUAUCCCGUUCUCCGGCCCUCCGGCCUCAGACACCCAGCAGAGGCUAGUGGCCGGAGGCUACAAUCCCUUAACCAGCCCCCAGAGACAGCAUGGCAGCUACAGCACCCUCCCUAAACCCAGCAAGUCAAACUGGAUCUACGAUGUGCCCAGCUCUCCUGAGAAGCCUGGUGGUGAGUCUGGGUACUACACACACCUGCCAUCUGGUGGCCAGCCUGGGAACUACACCACCCUGCCCUCCAAGGACCUGAGCUCUGCCAGCCAGCUCUACGACACUCUGACCCGUAACUGGUCUGUUCAGGGCUGUGGAUCUGCUCAGUCCUUCUACGACAUCCCCAAACCCAGAUCCUCUCCCCAGGGGUCCCAGGACCCCCCCAUCCCCCCCAGGGUCCUCCCCAGGGCUCCUCUCUACAACAGACCCCCAGGGCAGAGGCAGACGGAUGAGGAGCGCUGUGUGUACGCUGUCCCCCCCCGGGAGCAGCUCUCAGUCUCCGUCCCCCAGCGAGGACACCAUGUCCCACUGGAGUGUCGGGGGAACUCUGGCCCUACCUACGACCACCCCAACCCCCAGGGCAGGCUGCAGAGGGGCCGUCUGGGGCUAGUGGCUGGUAGGGGAGACACUCUGCUACAGGAAGAGGAUGAAGAGAGAGGAAGAAGGUCAACAUCAGACAAACAGAGGAUUAGCACAGCCUCCACCUCCUCCACCUCCUCCUCCUCCUCCGACUCCCUGGUGCUGUGCUCCUCCUCCCCGGAGCCGCAGCGGGAGGUGUGUCUGAGCCAGGAGGAGGCGUGUCGCAGGCUGCACCUCCUACAGCAGGAGGUGUGCAGGGAGGUGCCGCGUCUCAUGGAGUUCGUCUCUUCUCGCUGGAGGAGCAGGGAUCACCUGGGAAAGCACCUCACGGAGAUCAGGUCUGCAGCAGAGGGCGUGGCGGGGUCGGUGACCUCCUUCCUGACCUUUGCACUGGAUGUGAAAGGUAAUGCCCGGCGCCUGACUGACUCCAACCUGCAGGCGCGUCUCCAGCGCCAGCUCUCUGUGUUGGAGGACUCCGGCAUCAUCCUGCAGCAGGCCGUCAGCUCCCUGGGCGUCGCUGGCUGGCCCCUCUCCUUGCUGGCCCAGGAUCCCGCUCAGAACCACACCCCAGACCAGCUGGACCGCCUCGUCAGGGUAACCAGGACCGUCCCCGAGGACGUCAAGAGACUGGUGUCCAUUGUCAAUGCCAACGCCAAGCUGCUGUUCCGACCCACAGAGAAGAGAGAGGCAGACGGACCCAGUACCAGCAAUAAUACCAGUACCUCGACCAGUCAGUUUGUGAAGAAGAGGACAGAGCAGGGAGAAGACUCAGGAACAGAUCAUCAUGACAGUGUCCAGGUACAGGAGGACCAGAAGCGUCAUGUCUCUGAGCCCCAGGUCUGUGUGGACGGCCCUAGGAGGUCUUCAGAACCCCUGUCCCCUAGGAAGCCCUCCAUGUCUGACUCUGGUGACGCCCCCAGGAGGACCUCUGAGCCCCAGGGCUCCCUGUCCGCUAGGAGGCCCUCUCAGUCUGAGCCCCACGUCUCUGACACCCCUAGCCCUGCGAAGUCCUUUAACUCCCAGGUAGACAGCCCUAAGAGACAGCCCACCGUGUCAGAACAUUGCCGGCUGUACUUCGGGGCACUGCAGAAGGCAAUCGGUGUGCUCAUCACCAGCCUGCUGGACAGCCAGCCCCCGGAGAAGUUCAUCUCCCACAGCAAGCUGGUCAUCAUGGUAGGCAAGCGGCUGGUGGACACGCUGUGCCGAGAGGCCCAGAGAGGGGAGCCUGGGUCGGUGUCGGAGUCAGGGUUGGGGCCCAGCCAGAGCCAGAGCCAGGUCCUGCUGUGUAAGGCCAACCAUCUGUGUGCCCUGUUAAAGCAGCUGGCAAUAGCCACCAAGAAGGCCGCGCUGCAUUACCCUGAGAGACCUCCUCUGCAGGAGGCCCAGGACUUUGCCAAGGAGCUGGCUCAGAGAGCACAGCACUUCAGGAUCUCUCUGGACCUCUGAGAGAGACAGACUCUUAUUUUAUAGUCUAGAGACAGACCUUUAUCUUAAGGACGCAACAGACCAGUGCUGAUGAACAGUUAAAAGCUGUCCUCUCCCCUCUGACCACAGAACAUUGCCAUAGUGUUGAAUCUGCACCGUUCAUCAACACGCAGCAGGUGCUCCAUAGCCGACGUUCAUGUUUGUCUGUAGUUUCCUAGUCACCGGAGCUCUAAAAGCCAAUUUAUGCUUGAUCUGAAAAUGUGGUCGGAGGUGCCGUAUGGAUGGUGUGAUGCAAUUGCGGAGCCUCUGGAUGCAUGCAGAGGCCAAAUUGAGCUCCGUACUGCAUCGCCGUAGGCCGGCCAAAUUUGUUAACAAUGCGGAGGGCUCCGUAUAGCGCCGCAUUGACAUGAUUGGUUGACGGUACGUGAGGGCGGGACGUCCUGU